GUCAAAGUUGAAUUUUUAUAAACAUGGUGGGGAACAGUGGCAUCCGCGUGGUUCACCGAGGUGGAAGUAAAAUAAAUUUUAGGGAGCCGGUAAUAACUAAUGAUUCAAGGUUCCUGUUGUGUUCCGCAGGCGAGUGUGUGAAAGUGUUCAGCACUUCGACAGAAGAAUGCAUCCAUGAUUUGCAAGGACACACACACCUGGUGACAGGUGUUGCCAUCAACCCCUCUAACCACCUUCAGGUGUACUCUAGUUCAGUAGAUGGCACUGUUAGGCUUUGGGACUUCACUGAUGGCAUCCUUAUCAAGACUUUUGUCAUUGGGUAUCCUAUCUACUCCCUCCACACCUCUGCAAAGCAUGGUGGAAUCCUAUUUGUUGUUGUCCCCAUGGCGAAAGACAAAAGAUCCGAGGUGUUCCAGCUGGUUGCUGUGCAUCUGCCGCGCAGCGGAGAGCAGCUGGUCGAGGCCCAAGAGCUAUCCGCUGUGAUCAGCAAUGUAAGCCCCAACCCAGCCACUAUCAGCUUUGGCCAUGAGGGUGAAUAUAUUGCUUCUGCCAAAAGUUUUCAACUGGAGGUCUUCUUCCUCAAGAAACAGAAGUCAUAUAAGUUUUUUCUGAGUGCAAAUAACAAGAAGGGAGUCCAGAACACAUUCACGUGCGUCUCCUGUCACCCAAAGGAGGACUGCAUUGCUACCGGUCACGAGGACGGAAAGAUUCGCUUGUGGAGAAAUAUCAACCAGAAGAAGGACUAUACAUAUUCCACCGUCCACUGGCACCAUACUGCCGUCGGCUCCCUUUGCUUCACCCCAGAAGGCACCAGUCUGCUGAGUGGAGGCCUGGAGUCGGUUCUUGUUCAGUGGCGCUAUGGCCAAGAUAGCCAGAGAGACUUUCUGCCUCGCCUGGGAGCUGCUAUAACACACAUCACUGUCUCACCUGAUGGCUCGCUCUUCUGUACCUCCCAUGCAGAUAACAAGAUCACAAUCAUCCAGAGCUGCAUCAAUAUUUCUGCUGUCAUUCAGGGCCUGGUCAAAGGAGAUGGUGUCAGGACAGACCUGAUGGUGGACCCACGUAGCAAAGCCCUGGUGCUCAAUGGGAAACCUGGCCACCUGCAGUUCUACUCCCUCCAAAGAGACAAGCAGCUGUACAAUCUUGACAUCGUACAGCAGGAGUACAUUCAUGAGGCUGGUCUGGAGCAAUUUGAGGUGGUCAAGGCAGCAUUCAAUAUCGAUGGCAGCUGGCUGGCUACAGUGGAGGAAAGGAAACAGAAAGACUCAGAGCUGGAGUUCAAUUUGAAACUGUGGGCCUACGUUGAGAAAACCCAGAGUUUUGUGCUAAACACGACUGUCUCGGCCCCCCACGAGGCCCGGAUUACAGCCAUGUGCUUCAGCCACACAGCCAACAGCCAGACCACCAUGCUGGUCACGGCCAGCCAAGACAGACACUUCAAAGUCUGGCAGCUGGCCGAGCCAGCCCACACAGAGGAUGAAGGGCAGUCUUGGUCGUGUGACUUUGUGGGCGCCUAUCACAGCCUGGUGCCCACAUGCUGCUGCUUCUCAGCUGAUGGCUCUCUGUUGGCCGUCAGCUUUAAUGAGGUAGUGACCAUGUGGAGCCCCACCUCCUGGGAGCUCCUAACAACGUUGUCGCAGCCACCAGGGGCCAUCAGGGACCUUUGUUUUGGGAGGCUAAGCUGUUCUAAGUAUCUGAUGGGAACCACUGACAUGAAUCUCCUAUGCUGCUGGAACCUCCUCACUUGCUCCUUGGAAUGGAGCACAUCUAUGGAUGUAAGCCUGCUCCUUGCUGACCCUGUAUCUGAGAAUAUGGCAGCCUUCUGCUAUCAGGCCGGAGGCACUGAUUUGUUUGUGUUUAAGCCCAGUGAACCACGGCCACUUUUCUCCCACAAGGCUGUAUGCUCAGGGAAUGUGACACGUGCUGUCUUUUCCCCGCGGGAGGAGAUGCUUGAUAGUUGCAAGGAUGAGGAGCAGUGGCUUAACCGCUCCCAGCUCUAUUUCCUCACGCAGCACAUGGAUCUGAUGACGUUCAUCACCAAGGCAGAGGAGGACAGAUUGAUGGCUUCUAGCAAACAACUUGUGGUUGAUGAAAGUGUCGCCAUCACGCCAUUCAACCUGCUGCUAGGGAAACACAGGCAACAGCAACAGGAAAAGCAAGACACGCUGUCUGCUGAGAGAAUCCAACUUCCUCAGGGCUCUGUCGCUAUCAAGGAGCUUCUGCACACGCCAGCCCAUGUACUGCCUUCAGCUUCCUUCCUCUGCUCCAUGUUUGUUCGCUCCCUGCUCAUUUCCACCACAGAUGCCAAAGAGGCAAGUGAACCUGAGGAGGAGGAAAUGGACAGUGAUAAAGAGGAAGAGGACUCUGAGGUGGAAAUGCAGACUAGCACCACGAGACAGGAGCGUGCGGCAUCAUCUCAGGAAUCUGCAGCCCAAGUUCUCACCAAGGCCCAGGAGAGGGAACUUAGGAUGGUGAAGAAAUUAGACCGCAGUUGGCUCAGUGGUCUCCUGGACUCCUUACCUUGACACUGCACGUACACAUAUAAACAUGCUCAAAAAAUUUAUACAGACACACGCAGACACACACACACACACCAUUGUACAAUCACUCAGAACUUUCCAUAUUGUUGAAAUGUAAUAAAAAGAUUUAAGUGUUUCUUUACCCCGUUGUCUAUAUUUGUUGAGUUCACUCUACUUCGCAUCAGAGUUCACCUUUUUGCACAACAUGGGAGUUAGUAUGAUUGGCCUAUGGAAGACAGUGUCUUCAUGACCAUUUUUGAGUGAUGCAAUACAGUAUAUUAACUCGGGUGUAAAAGGCUGUGGACUUGGACAUGUGAACAUACCUGAUUAAGUCAUGAUGUCUAUUACCUUACAUUUAUCUUAUAUAAGCUGAUGAACUAUGACACCUAUACAUUACAUUUUGGUGGGGAUUGGGACUGACAGUUGACUACAAGUCAGUGCAGAUAAAGUAUAAUAAUGAAAAACUUUGCUUUGGUCAAAAUGGCAAAUGUGAAUUGCCUUAGAAUGUUGCCCAUUAAAUUUAAGACUAUUCAGAAACAACCAUCAUGUUGGUUAUACCUCUCCCCAUAAUAUAGGGCCCUAGACAUGGAUAGAAUUAGGUAGGAGGUACCAUGAAGUCAGCAAAAUUCAGUGUACACUUGAAUAAUAGAGAAGUGUCAAGCCCUGAGUAAGCUAUAUGGUCCGUUUUUCUUAACCCCAGUUUUUUGUUUUUUUUUCUUUCAUUUCCCAUGGUGGAAAGUGUGCUCUUUCAUCUCAGCAUUUUCACUUCCUUUCUGUAUCAAAUACUGUCUGUGGUAAAAAUUGAGAAACCACCUGUAUGUCCAUAAUUAGGAAGCAGCAGCAGGAGAGAUGAGCUGACAAGUAUAGAAUCUAUGAUCCAGUUGACACUGGGUGAAGUGAGCUGUGUGUUGUGUCCACUGCCACUAUUGUACAGUUGGGAAAUGCACUAAAGCCUGCAACCAGGGGGGCUGUACCCCUGCUCUGACCUUAUUGAAACUUUGACGUCCUUGUACAAUCAGUU
This is a messenger RNA of Lampris incognitus (smalleye Pacific opah), 3540 nucleotides long. RefSeq names its product WD repeat domain 75 (gene wdr75). Gene Ontology annotation, cellular component: nucleolus. Gene Ontology annotation, biological process: positive regulation of rRNA processing; positive regulation of transcription by RNA polymerase I. Gene Ontology annotation, molecular function: protein binding; RNA binding. Lineage: Eukaryota; Metazoa; Chordata; Actinopteri; Lampriformes; Lampridae. The coding region runs from base 24 to 2525 and encodes 833 amino acids. The record is from RefSeq and is a predicted model, not a curated record. The transcript is spliced from 21 exons.